CUUGAUUCUGGAAAAUGUUUUGCAUAUGAAACUAGAACGACCUUUCUACGCCGGCUCCGUCCAACCCUCCGCCCUGCCACAUUUUUUGUUUCCCUCCUUUUUUGCAGAGAAGAGAUGAGAGAGAAGGAGCGCGACAACGAAGCGUUUCUGACAUGGAAAUAGAAAUCAUAGACACUUACUAUGCUAGUUAAUAAAUUAUCUCCAUUCCUGCGCGGGUAUAUGGAUGCCUGAUUCUUCCAUUUCUUUUUUCAUUUUUCAUGAUUUGGAUCUUGAAACGGGACGGGCGAAGUUGUAGUACUUGGCCAUUGAUUCGUGUGUCGAGAUCAUUCUGUGAAUUUCCUUCAUCAAUCAGUUUACAGAUUCUCUGCUGCAGUUCAUUUUGUUGAAAAUGAAGAUAACUCAGGCGUGGAUUCCCCAGGAUAUGCAGAUUUUGCCAGGGCCUCGUCAUCGUACUCAUAUGAAGAGGCCUAUGUGGAUUAUCAUUUUGGUUUCCUUCAUCAUUGUAUUCCUUUUCUGUGCAUACAUGUAUCCACCUCAAGGUAAUAGUGCCUGUUACAUUUUUUCUUCUAGAGGUUGUAAGGUCAUUACGGAUUGGCUUCCGCCUGCUCCUGCAAGAGAACUUACUGAUGAAGAGGUUGCUUCUCAUGUUGUCAUUCGAGAAAUUUUGAAUUCACCUAUUGUACCAUCAAAAACUCCAAAGAUAGCAUUUAUGUUUUUGACUCCUGGGUCUUUGCCGUUUGAGAAGCUUUGGGACAAAUUUUUCAAUGGUCAUGAAGACAAAUUCACUGUUUAUGUUCAUGCAUCUAAGGAGAAACCAACUCAUGUCAGCAUCCACUUCUUGAAUCGGGAUAUUCAUAGUAAUCAGGUGGUGUGGGGUAAAAUUACUAUGGUUGAUGCAGAGAGAAGAUUGCUGGCGAAUGCUCUACAGAAUCCGGAUAAUCACCAUUUUGUUUUGCUUUCCGAUAGUUGUGUGCCUUUGUAUAGUUUUGACUAUAUCUACAAGUAUCUGAUGCCUUCAAAUAUAAGUUUUGUAGAUAGCUUUAAGGAUCCCGGUCCACAUGGAAAUGGCAGGUAUUCAGAGCACAUGUUACCGGAAGUGGAGGAGAAGCACUUUAGAAAAGGUGCUCAGUGGUUCACCCUGAAACGGCAGCAUGCUUUAAUAGUUUUGGCUGACAAUCUUUAUUACAACAAAUUUCGCAAUUACUGCCAGCCAGGUUUCGAAGGGCGCAAUUGCAUAGCUGAUGAGCACUACUUGCCGACCUUUUUCAAUAUUGUUGAUCCCACUGGAAUUGCAAAUUGGUCAGUAACACAUGUUGAUUGGUCUGAAAGAAAGUGGCAUCCAAAAUCGUAUAGAGCAGAGGAUCUUACCGAUGAGCUUUUGCAGAAUAUUACGUCAAUUGAUGUGAGUGUGCAUGUAACAAGUGACAAGAAGAAAGAAGUACAAAGGUGGCCUUGCGUGUGGAAUGGUAUGCAACGGCCUUGUUACCUAUUUGCAAGAAAAUUCUAUCCCCAAGCUCUGGAUAAGUUGCUGUAUUUUUUCUCCAACUAUACGACAAAUUGAGUUAGGUUUUUAUGUUCACAUAUCUUUUUGAAGUUUCAGAUUCUUUGGCAUCAAUAACUUACCAAGUUUUUUGUUCAAAUCUGGUAUUUUAUUCAGUUAUAGGUUGUAAAUUCCUGUCUUGGGAAGGUUUUAAUGUGACCAACCACCAUUCCUGAGUGCAUCAAGCUGCUUGCCGAGUGCCUAAGGUGAUCUGGUAGGAAGCUAACAAGUUGGUGUUGCUUCCUCGGGGAUGGGCGACAUAUUAUCUCUUUUUUACUUUCCGUUUUUUAGGAUUUUUUUUUUUUUUUUUUUAAUUUUUGGUUAGGUUUAGCACAGACGCACAGAUGAUUUUGAAGGAAGAUUAUUUCCAUAUAUCUUGUUGUAAUAUUUUGUAAACAUGAGGAUCUGAACUUGCAUCUUGCAAUUUUUUACAAAUAUGUUAAUCUUUUGUGUUUCAAAGUA
Molecule: messenger RNA, 2002 nt
Organism: Cucurbita pepo subsp. pepo (vegetable marrow)
Lineage: Eukaryota; Viridiplantae; Streptophyta; Magnoliopsida; Cucurbitales; Cucurbitaceae
Source: RefSeq, a predicted model, not a curated record